This is a messenger RNA of Arabidopsis thaliana (thale cress), 654 nucleotides long. RefSeq lists its product as uncharacterized. The record is from RefSeq and is marked reviewed. The transcript has a single exon. Bases 331 to 654 code for a protein of 107 amino acids. Gene Ontology annotation, cellular component: mitochondrion. NCBI's taxonomy places the organism in Eukaryota, Viridiplantae, Streptophyta, Magnoliopsida, Brassicales, Brassicaceae.
CUGGAAGUUGGGAUGUUUGCAAUUCUAAAUGGAGGGAUUGGGAAGGAAGAGUGAUCAAUGCCAGCUAAGGUUGUUAGGUAUCUUUGAAAGAGUAGCGUUACAGUUCAUGUCAAAUAAGAGUGGUGGGAAUUCCAUCUCAAAGAAGAGUGUUGGUCCAGUCCAUCUCAAAGUUUGAGGACUCAAAGUAUGGUUCAAAAUCUGAGGUAUGAGUUGAGGAUGGGCUAUGUUGCCACUGCGAGGUCGUUCUUCUGUUUAGGUCUCCCUCCGGCUCCGGUCAAGGCAUUAUCUGGGCGCUGUUGAAGCACGCUAAGAAGUCGCUUUAGGAAGUCAAUGCUGAACGCUUUUGCUUUCCCGCAAACGAAUGAAUGCUUUCCCGCCAAACGAGGCUUUUGCGCCAACGAACGAAUGAAAUGCUUGAAUCCGAAGAUGCCGAGUAAGUCGAUGUUCGGUGGUAGCGUUUCUGAGAAUCUUUUUCUUUCAAAGAUACGGAUUGGUCUUUCUUUCCCUCUCCCUUUGUCAGAGAUCAAAUUACAAAACCAAGAUUUCCGUUUGGAGGGACAGAUGAGUUCCUUUGAUCCCUUUGUUGAUGAAUCCAAGGCACUGGUUCGACGUCUAGGUCAGAAGGUCAAGGCGAAGUCCUUUCUUUGUCGAUGA